AACCUAUUGACUCAUUCCAAACAAAACCUUUUGAAGAUUGCCUCAUCAAGCUACUAUCAAGAGUCGAAAGUGCUCAUUGCCCAAUGGCGAUGGUCGACAGACCAUGUGCUAAUCCUGCGCUUUACUGCAUAGCGAAAGGUAUUCUGCAUCCUAACCAAGGUUUCUCCAUGGCAUGAGUGAAAACUCAUAGGUUAAGGUGAGGCCAUGGAAGGAUGUUGUGGGAAGGUGUCGAGUCCUGAGGAAAGAAGGCCGAAACCAUGGACUGUGGAUCGCAAGUGCACGGAUCUGCCCUGUCUCGUCGUUUUCAUCGUCUUCUUGUUUAUAUUGAUUUUCAUUUCUGCAUUUGCAUUGGUAUAUGGAAAUCCUUUGAGAUUGGUGAAUGGCUAUGACAGCUUUGGAAACACUUGUGGCACUACCAAUGAAAUACUCGGAAACCUCUCUUACUCUGGGAUGGACAUGACUGAUCAUCCAUAUGUAUUUUAUUUUGACAUGACAGACUUGUACCAUUCACUGAGGAUCUGUGUGAAGGAGUGUCCUGGUGAAAGACUGGAUUCUCUUCAAGACAUCUUGUCAUUUUACAAUGAAACUGGAUCAUUGCUAUGCAGGUAUGACUACAACUCUUACUAUGUUCAUCCAGACUCCUCUUUGAAUAUCACUAUACCCUUGACCAGUCCAUUGGGACCAUGUCCACCUCCUCCAAUUUAUGCCAGUUCACCAGUGCUAAACCGCUGUGUCCCAAAGAGGGCACAAGGCGUGAGUGCAGACAUCAUAUACAAUCUCUAUGGAUACCUAAAUAGUAUUCAUCCUCUUCAGCAAAUCAUCAGUGACUUGUAUUCUUCCUGGAGAGAAAUCCUUGGCCUUGUCUUCUUCUCUGUUGGUGAGCCUUGCCCAUCAAAUCUGUACACGAUUAUUGUGAUCUCCUUCAUCAUGGUGUACCUGAUCUAUGUAUUAACAGCAUUGGUUGCCUGGAUUUUCAUGGCCACCGUCUCCAUUGCAGCAAUUGUUCUGACCAGCCUGCUGUGGUGGACAUAUGGCAGCAUUAAGGCUGAACUGGACAUAACCCCACCUGUGGAAAUCUUGGUAGAGAUGGCUGAAAAUGAAACUGCUUUCCUCACUCUGGCCAUCUUAUCCACUAUUGCCACAGUUAUUCUGGUACUGGUAAUGAUAGUGCUGAGGAGACGAGUUGCCCUAGUAGUUCAUUUGUUUUGGGAGGCGAGUGCCUGUCUUCGUGAUGUCCCCCUUCUGUUCAUCCAGCCACUUUGGACGUUUCUCACUCUCCUUCUCUUCUUUCUCUACUGGACUGCUGUCAUGAUCGCACUCUCCACUGCAAAUCAUGCCCAAAAAGAGGAUGUAAUGCGGGAGAUACACAAUGCUCCAUCCAAUCUUAGCCAUUCAAUCCUGCGGACAAUGGAUUCAGGGGAAACCUCUGUUUUAGAUGAAGCCACAGCCCUUCAAAAGGAAUUCAGCCUGAUGAAGUUUGUUGACCCCUUAUGGAUUCAAUACUUUUGGUGGUUCCAUGUCUUGGCCUUGAUCUGGAUCUCAGAGUUCAUCUUGGCUUGCCAGCAAAUGGUCAUAGCAGGCACUGUUGCUCAGUGGUACUUCUACAGGGACAAAGGUGGAGUGAGAUGCAUGGUUUGUCGUGCAACUCGACGCUUGGUUGUCUAUCAUCUGGGCUCAGUUGCACUAGGCUCUUUUGUCAUCACUCUCUUUAAACUUCCCAGGCUCUUCUUGGCCUGGCUCAAAAGACAAUUGAAGAAGCAGGAGGGGUUGUGCAUUGUGGAAUGGGCAUUGAAAUGUUGCCAUGGCUGCUUUUACUGCCUGGAGAAAUUCAUCAAAUACCUCAAUCAUAAUGCUUAUACUGUGAUUGCACUUGAGGGUGUAGAUUUCUGUCCUGCUGCUCGCACAGCAUUUGGAACCCUGGCAUCUAAUGCACUACAAGUGGCUGCCAUCAACAGUGUUGGAGACUUCAUUCUGUUCUUGGGGAAGGUCACUGUUACAGCUGUGACAGGACUUGUCGCUCUCCUCAUUAUGAAAGGGGAUUCACAGCUCCACUAUUAUGCCGUUCCCCUUGUCGUCACAUGCCUCUUUGCUUACUUCAUCGCUCAUUGUGUCUUCUCUGUUUAUGAGAUGGUCAUAGACACCCUGUUCCUGUGCUUCUGUGAGGAUUACAACACGAAUGAUGGCACUGAUGGUCGAGAGUUUCACUCACCGCAGACUCUUUUCCGCUUCAUGACCAUUGAUGCACCUGACUCGCUACAGCAGGAGAGGCACAAUCACAAUACCAAAAGCCCUGGGAAUCGUGAGACAAGACGUCUUGACCCUUCUGUUAUGUGAUCAGUGUUCUCUUUUUAUCACCCGGUUCAUGAUCUUUGUGCACAAUGCUCCCUGUUAUUUCCUUUCUUGAUAUUUUUUCAUGUUUGUUUUGCCCAGUCGGGGUCCUACAUCGAGUCAAAUGUCAUAUAAUCAGAUGAUCUCAUUCAAAGCAUAUUCUCAUCAUUUUUUGCCAUUUUGUGUUGGUUUGCUUUUUUUUUCUUUUUAUUUUACCUUCUGGAGGAUGGAAGAGGUCUUUGUUAUGGUUGUGUCUUCUGUGAUCUCUUUCCAUCAGCAAUUGCAGUUGGGUGGUGAAAGUAAGGAUUCAUUUUUUCGUGCUGUCGAAAGUUGGAGUAUUGAGAAAAGGGCAAGACCUGGGAGAAUGGGGAAGAAUUUGGAGAUAGCUGCUGACUUGCAGAAAAUAAAAAGUGGAAGGGCUGGUAUGAAUCAAGACUUCUGAACUGAACUUCAUUUGAAGCACUCUUCUAAAUACUAUUAGUUUUAACUAUUAAAAAUAUAUAUUAGAAUGCAUUUGUUAAUGUGAUCAGCAUGCUUUUUUUUUAGGAUAAUGUAUUAUCCCUUUUUAUAACUUUUUUAUCAUUGCUUUUACAUAGUAACUUCAUAUAUAGGAGUUACAAUUGUCACAUAUGCCAAAUAUCUAUAAAUACUAGUAUGCUGACUGCAGCUUUUUCGUGCAAAUUCAUUGUUUCAUUUACGC
This is a messenger RNA of Darwinula stevensoni, 3028 nucleotides long. The record is from the annotation of a GenBank genome assembly. Lineage: Eukaryota; Metazoa; Arthropoda; Ostracoda; Podocopida; Darwinulidae.